AUGUGGUGACGCAUGCUGAAAGAUCUUUUUUUGUCUUAAACUGCUUUAUUGCAUCUCCUCAGUUUCUGUUCCUGUUCUCUUUUGAGCAUCACUGUGGGGGGCCGUGAGGCAGGGUGUGGUGGCCUUCUGUUUUUUACCUUCAGAACAUUUUCGUCUCUUUCAGAGUAGCAUCGCAAGAACUGAUACACAGCACCUUCAGCUGGUUGUUUAAGCUUGCUGCAGUAGAAGUUCUCAUCUUGGCAGUCAGUCCAUCAUUUCUGACAAAGGAGGACUAAUUUCUCAACUGAGCAAUACGAUGGCACACAUCCUUUUCUCGGUAUCCUUUAACCAAGACCCCUGGCCUGAUGUUCAACAAGAGCGUCUGCCUGGUAAGAUCAGACUGUCCAUCUUCCUCAUCGCUGGAGUGUGUGGGAGUCUGCCAGUUCUAGCUUGGGCUCUCCACGUCUUCUAUCGUCACUAUAACAGCGCAGGCCGAAUCUCAGCCUUUGUCGUCAUGCUCCUUCUCUGUGACCUGCUGGUGCUGUUUCUGACUCCGUAUGUAGUGACAAAUUUGUUGCAGGCUGAAAGUUGUUGGGAUAAUAUGACCUGCAAGAUGCUGUCCUCUUUAUGGGCCGGGUCCGAAACCUAUGGCCUUCACCUCCAACAAGUGGUGGGGCUGGAGGGCGCUCUCGCUCUGAGAAAUCCAAUCGCCUGGAAUUAUUCUUUCUUUCAUUCCUGCUCCAUCAUACUCUCCAUCGUUGCACUUCUUUGCUUCUCCCUCUGCGAGUUCUUCAGUGUGGACCACCUUGUACUCUUGGGUCUGCCGCUUCUUUUCACCAUAACGCUGACGUCAUGGAUAGUCACCUGUAGAGCUCCACCCCACAUCAGUGAUGGCCCUUGCACAACAUGGAAGUCAAGUUCUGCAGUGUUGGCUUUAGUCACGUUCACCCUGGUCCUGUAUGUGAUCUUUGCCAGCAUGUGUUUACUUCUGAGGAACUACUCAGGACAUUACCAGAAUCCAAAGUACUGGAAUCUGUGUGUGACGUGUUUAUCUCUGAUGAGUUUGAGGGUGGUCUUUGACCCCCUGCUGUGUGUGCUUGUCCACAGAAGGAAUCUCAGAGUCCAGACACAGCAAAACACACACAGAGCUUAUGAUUGAGGUUAACAGCUCGUCCACAGCUGAAUAUUUGAGAUCAGCUAGAUUUUGACUGGUGCAGCUUUCUACAUAUUUACCUGAUUAGACAACGUGCUGCAUAUUUAAGAGGUCAAGGAGCAUUUCUCAGUUUCAUCGUCUCACAUAAUUAGCGACGCAGGAAAUGACCAGUUCCACGGAACAUCAAGUAUAGAAUCUAAUUAUAAAGAUAUGCCUGAAACAAUAUAGAGCUACAACUACACUGUAAUUUCUACCAUAAUGUACUACGUUCAAGCCAGUAUGAUAAUUUGUGUUUUAGACUUCUAUUCAUCAUUGCUUGUUCGUUUUUGGGAAAACAUUUGCAGAACAGACAGAUUGUACUGUAUCAAAGACCUUACUUUACUACUACUGUAAUAUUAUUGUAACAACAUUGUAAUAAUACUUC
Messenger RNA from Colossoma macropomum (tambaqui), 1556 nucleotides. RefSeq lists its product as uncharacterized. Lineage: Eukaryota; Metazoa; Chordata; Actinopteri; Characiformes; Serrasalmidae. Bases 296 to 1138 code for a protein of 280 amino acids. The record is from RefSeq and is a predicted model, not a curated record. The transcript has 3 exons.